GGUCCUUAUUCAGCCCAAGUAAACAACUCAAGAACCUACAGAGAGACUGCUAAUUAGAGAGAGAGAGAGAGAGAGGAGAGAUGGGUGAAGAGAGAGAAGACCCGCAGAAGAUUAAGAAGAUGGCGGCAGCGGCUUAUGAUUACGAAAACGACCCCAGAUGGGCCGAUUACUGGUCCAACAUACUAAUUCCUCCUCACUUGGCUUCUCGCUCCGACGUCGUCGACCACUUCAAGCGCAAGUUCUAUCAGCGAUACAUUGAUCCUGAUUUCAUUGUGGAGGCAAUGACUUCAUCUGGUUCAUCUCAAUCAACAAAACCAUCGUCAUCCUCUUCAACAUCAUCAGGGACUCCAAAUGACCAAACCCGACAACGGAACACAGGGUCAAAUGCUAGAGCCUCUGGCACAUCAGCCACUGCUGGUCCAAAUGCUAUUCCUACUUCUGUCCGUUGGGAUAGACAAACUAUACAAUUUUCUGUCAAUGCUUGGGUGUUUGUUGUGGCCGUGCUUGCAAUUUUCCCUCUUGUACCCAGGAAUCUUUCUAAUAGGGCAUAUCGAUUGUCUUUUAUGGGCACUGCAUGUUCAUCUCUGUAUUCCUUAUACACGCUAUAUGGGAGACCAAGGGCAUUGAAUUUGCAGGCUAUACAAGCCUACUUUCAGUCAAUAAUUGCAACAAAAGAUUUUAUUUACCUCAUCUACUGUCUCACUUUUGUGACUUCACAUCUUUGCCUCAAAUUUGCUUUGAUUCCCAUUUUAUGCCGUGCUUUGGAGCAGGUAGCAAAGUUCUUAAGGCGCAAUUUCAGUCGUUCCACCUUAUACAGGAAGUACCUUGAAGACCCAUGUGUGUGGGUGGAGUCAAACGCAACUACACUCAGCAUUCUUUCCUCACAUGCUGAAGUUGGACUUGGCUUCCUCUUAAUAAUCGCUUUGUUCUCGUGGCAGCGCAACAUAAUACAAACUUUCAUGUACUGGCAGCUAUUGAAGCUCAUGUAUCAUGCACCUGUCACUGCUGGUUAUCAUCAGAGUGUUUGGGCCAAGAUUGGGAGGACUGUCAAUCCACUCAUCCAUCGUUACUGCCCAUUCUUGAGCACUCCAAUUUCCGCUGCUCAAAGAUGGUGGUUGAGGUAGAUACUUAAAAGCCUAGUAUAGCAAGCGCGAAAAAGAAGUAAUUCAACAUGGAAUUUGUUCUCUUGUUAGUUACCAUGAACAUUUGGAAGUAAAAGCACUAACUCCAUAUGUAUGGCCAUUUUGAUUCUAGAAUAGUAAAGCUUUACUACCGCUGAUAUAAGUUCUAAAGAUGCAUUACAUUGCUACGAUUUUUUUUUUUUUUUUUCUGGUUCUGACUUGGUAUACACUAAUUUGACUUUUGUGCACUAAAUAGUAGUGCAUUAUGGAAUAAGUGCUUUAUGUGUUUAUCUGGUCUUUAACUAUGAAUUCUUUGUUGGGUUUUCGACUGUA
Messenger RNA from Jatropha curcas, 1454 nucleotides. RefSeq names its product dihydroflavonol 4-reductase/flavanone protein. The record is from RefSeq and is a predicted model, not a curated record. Gene Ontology annotation, cellular component: membrane; endoplasmic reticulum. Gene Ontology annotation, biological process: membrane organization; endoplasmic reticulum tubular network organization. NCBI's taxonomy places the organism in Eukaryota, Viridiplantae, Streptophyta, Magnoliopsida, Malpighiales, Euphorbiaceae.